Phytophthora infestans T30-4 is the source of this 660-nucleotide messenger RNA. RefSeq lists its product as uncharacterized. The record is from RefSeq and is a predicted model, not a curated record. The transcript has a single exon. NCBI's taxonomy places the organism in Eukaryota, Oomycota, Peronosporomycetes, Peronosporales, Peronosporaceae. Bases 1 to 660 code for a protein of 219 amino acids.
AUGGUCAUUUUUCUCAUGUCAACGGCCCUGUUCUUGAGUUCGCUAAGGCUAACCAGAUCACGAUCUUUGUCUUGCCGUCACACACGAGCCAUUUCACGCAACCUCUCGACGAUGCCGUUUUAUCAGCCAUUUCACGCAACCUCUCGACGAUGCCGUUUAUCAGCUCUAAAGAUAAACUAUGAGAAGCAACUCGAGGACUUUCCGCUGAGGCACGACCAAGCACAGCCCACCGAGCAUAACCUUGCUGUGUUAGUAAUGAAGGCUUCGAAGGGCGCAGUGACGAUGUCAACCUGCCUCACGGCAUUUCGAAGAACAGGGAUCGUGCCGCUGUGCUUGGAAACGAUGCUACAGCGCAUUGUGGGGAAACAACCCGUCGUGACCGACCUCCCUCUUGUAAGCUACAUUCGUAGUUUGCCCGAUCCAGCGCCAAGACAAGAGCAUCAACUAAAACGGGUAGGUAUUAGCCACAACGCACUGAAAGCUACGUUUUUGGGGAUGGAAACGAUCUCCAUGUUGGCGCCGAAGUUCCAAUCUCCAAAACGAACACGGUCUUUUGUUAGUGGUGGUGUUCUCAUGACACGACCGGAAAUGAAAGCUGCAGUACUUGAAGCUGAGGUACAGCGCCGUCAAAAACUCGAAGAACGAGCUGCUAAAGCUUAG